GGGUGAUCCAUAUGUUUAGACGGUGGCCAGUGGCCCAGAGGUCAGGGGCGUUUGCUUGGGUCUUGUUGCGUUGGUUCACCGGGGAGACGCUAGUUGGCACUAGUGACUCAUUGUUGCCGGCCUAUGCCCAGUGCCCGCCCAGUAACGCCUGAGGCAGAGAUCCGGAAGGGACCGGAUCAGGCAGCGAGGUCGGACGAGCCCGGAAGGUCAUUCACCGGUCCACCGGUCAGACUCGGUCACAUGCUGCAAGCACCAGAUGGAGCGAAGUGGGACGACAAGUCGGGUCUAGCGGGAUCAGAUAAGAUCAGAUGUUUCAUCCACAACACUCUCGAGUCCACAACUUAUCUCUUAACAAGCUCUCGCUCUUCCUCUGUCUGCCUGUGAAGAGUGCCGAGAACCCUCCGCAAAGAUGGCCCCCGCGACCGCCAUAACCCUCUAUUCCACCCUCGCCCUCCUCUGCACCACCGCUUUCCUGAACGUCGGCGGCGCUUCACCGGUCCUCGACCCCGUGUCCUCGACACAGCACCUCCUGCAGCCCGAGCCCGAGCUCGAGCUGAAGCCAGACCAUCAAGACCCAGCGUCCUACCCCCUCCACCCCAUCACCGAUUCCCCCUCCCUCUCCCCUCCCUUCUCCUCCUCCUCCUCCUCCUCAGAGGAGGAGGAAGCAUACAAAGCCCCCAGCUGGUUCGAAUCCACCCUCCUCGCCCGUCGUCUCCUCGCUCUCUCCCCCACCGGCACUGCCUCGACCAUCUUCCCCUCCCCCCUCCCCGCCAACAGCCGCGCCUACGCCCACAUCCCCGCAGAUGUCGCCGGCCACUCCAUCAGCCUGACCGAGUACCUGUCCGACUGCGAGCACGCGCUUUCCCCCACCACCUCAUCAUCAUCCACAGAAGGCGAGAGCGAAGACGAAAGCGAAGGCAACCCGAUCUUCCUCGCCCUCACCAUCGCCACGACCUUCCGCAACACGGCGCACGGGUCGAACCUGUCCCUGUCCCUGUCGUGGUGGGACCACGUCAACCGCACCGAGCCCGUGUUCCCCGGGUUUCCGCUCAGUCCCGCGGGGCUGCCCCGCGUCACGCUCUUGGGGUUUGUGGAGGCGAUUGAUUUCGAGGCGGUGGCCCGUUCGACUGGUCGGGCCGAGGGGCGGGCGAGGUGGAGGCGCGGCUGACGGAGUGCUAUCUGCGGGCGCAUCCGGAUGCGAAGGCGUGGUUGCCGGGCCGGAAGGGGGCGCCGCAUGAGAGCUUCUGGGCGCGGUUGGUGGUGG
Aspergillus fijiensis CBS 313.89 is the source of this 1264-nucleotide messenger RNA. RefSeq lists its product as uncharacterized. Bases 410 to 1168 code for a protein of 252 amino acids. The transcript is spliced from 2 exons. NCBI's taxonomy places the organism in Eukaryota, Fungi, Ascomycota, Eurotiomycetes, Eurotiales, Aspergillaceae. The record is from RefSeq and is a predicted model, not a curated record.